GCAUCCAACGUUGAACUGUGACCCAAGACGAUACGAGCGAUUAUUUUAAGUCAGUUAUAGUCAGUGGCUUUCGAAAAUGAAGUUGCUUCGACUUUUCUCUUGUUGCCUAUUUUUUUUCACGGGCGCGACCGCCUUACCAGUCGGACUCUUAUACAGUCAUAAUGUGCAAGAAGCCCGCAAAUUGCCACAGGAAAAUGACGUCUCCAGCCCGGAAAUCAAGCUCAAAGUGCCCGUGGUUUUCUACGGAACGAAAUUCAACUCGAUUUUUGUGAACUCAAACGGCUUCGUCUCCUUCCAAACCGAAAUCCCCAACUUCUUCAACAUCGAGUUCCCCCUCGACUACCCCCUCAUCGCCCCCUUUUACACGAACGUGGACACCAGGAGCGCUGGGACGAUUUCCUACUACGAAACCUCCGACUCGGCCCUCAUUCACCGCGCCACAGAAAACGUCCGUGAAUACUUCUCCGACCAGGAAAAUUUCCAGGCCAAAAGUCUAUUUAUCGUGACUUGGUUCCGUGUCGGUUAUUUCAACAGAGGCAGCGACAAAACCAACACUUAUCAACUGGUGAUCAUCACCGACGGCGCCAGCUCAUUCGUUGAACUCCUCUACCCCAAAGAGGGCAUCCAGUGGAUCCAAGGCACCGGGGACGAGUCCGGGCUCCCGGACGCCCGCGCCCAAGCCGGAUUCAUCUCCGCCGAGGGCAAAAUGUACACGCUUCCGGGCUCCGGCACGGAGCAAGUCCGGAAUUUGGAAGUGUGGUCCAAUAUUGACCUCCCGGGGCAGUUCAUGUACAGGGUUGAUGGGAAUGACGUGAUCGGGCCCGAUUUGAUCACCGAUGAUUUGAAAAGCGACGAGAAUCCGCAAACGUGUGCCGAAGCUACGACUUAUUGUCACGUCCAAGCCAACUGUGUGGACUACGAGGAGGGGUUCUGCUGCCAGUGCAAGAAACAGUACUACGGGAAUGGGCGGUUUUGUGUAAAGAAAGACGUUCCGCUGAGAGUUAAUGGGAAAAUCAACGGGAAAAUUAACGGCGAACGACUGGAAAAUUUGGACUUGCAGUCGUACAUUGUCAUGGUCGAUGGCCGGGCCUACACGGCUAUUAGCAAAAUCCCCGAAUCUAUAGGUUUUGACAUCCAAUCCUUGCAAAUUCUGGGUGGGGUAAUUGGUUAUAUUUUCGCCAAACCCAUCAGAAACGCCCAAAAUGGGUACCAAUUCACGGGAGGUGUUUUCAACCACACUGCCAUUCUCAAAUUCUUAAACACCAGUCAAACCGUUACGAUAAAACAAAAAUAUUUAGGUUUGGACGUUUUCGAUCAAUUGCGACUCGAAACCAACAUUCAGGGGGAAAUCCCGACUUUACCGUUCGACUCAAAAAUCGAAAUCGAUGAGUAUCAGGAACAGUACACUUUGACGAGUCCCGGAGUGGUUCAAAUGUCAUCGACUCGCUUUUUCAAAUACUUGGACGAAAACAAAGAAGAGACCACCGUUUCGUACGACAUUGAACAAGUCUACACUUUUGAUUACUGCAAGCACGAGAAUACCUCACUCGGCGAGAGCUGGAAGCUCAAAGUCGGCAAAAACUUCAUCAGUUACGAGAGCAAAGAACAGAUCAUCCGUUUCGGCUUAACUAACAAGAUCAUGCCUUUGGGGGAGAUCGACCCUUGCCAGGAGGGCCGCUCCCAGUGCGCCCCUUUCAGUGCCUGCGUCGUGGACGGCGACAGCUUCCGGUGCGUUUGCAACCCAGGUUUCCAGCAAAUGUUUGCCGAAAACGAGACAGUCUGCGCCGACAUUGACGAAUGCCAGACCGGGCUCCACAGUUGCGACCAGAACGCAGCCUGUGUGAACCAGGUCGGGUCGUACUCCUGCUCUUGCAAUCCGGGCUUCACCGGAAACGGGCAAGUGUGCGAGAACGAAUUCUCGUGCCAUAACGUCAUUUGCCCCCCGAAUGCCGAGUGCGUGGAGGGCGACAACGUGGCAAUGUGCCGCUGCAUGCCCGGAUUCACCGGAGACGGGCAAGUUUGUAGCCCGCUGGUCGACCGGAGUUGCCACACGGCCAACAACUGCGACCCCUUCGCCGUCUGCACCAUCGACCCCAAGACGAACAGCUACUACUGUGUGUGUUUGCCGGGGUACGAAGGGGACGGCUACAGUUGUAGCAAGGUGGAAGUGCAAAACGUGACGGAAGCGGCGGUCGAGAAGGAGAUCCAGAGGUGCGUCCUGGGAGUGUGUUGGUGCCCCGAAGGGUACACUUUUGAGAAAGGGACCACGUAUUGCAUCCCCAAAGAGGAGACGACUGUUCUACCGCCGACUACGCCACUUGCGGAUAAUGUCACGUGUGAUAUUUUGAAUAAUUGUAACGCCAACGCUCAGUGUAUUUACAAUUCGGAAAAUGAAACUUUCUCGUGUAUCUGUAACGAAGGUUACGACGGGGAUGGUUACACCUGCGAUGCUGUAACCGUGUCGUGUGCGCAGGAAUAUAACUGUGGGCCCAAUGCAAAUUGUUACUACGACGAAACUGUCGGGAAGUCGAAAUGUGUGUGCAACCCGGGGUAUUUCGGGGACGGUUUCAACUGCACAAUCACAGCCAUUUGCACCUCCAAUGCCGACUGCACCCAAACCGAGGAGUGCCUUCUGUCCAGCUCACAGCGCUACGAAUGCGUCUGUAAAGAGGGCUACGUCCGGGAUUCCCAAAACCAGUGCAUUAAACCCAGCACUUGUGGCGGCGGACUUUGCGUCGAAAACGCCGAGUGUCUCUACGACGACACCUACCAGCUCCAUUAUUGCUCCUGCAAGAGUGGUUACAUGGGGGACGGCAUAACCGAAUGUAAACCGCGCCCCAUCGGUUGUAACAUUGAAAAUAAAUGCGGCCUCCACGCCACCUGCGAGUACGACCCCUCCACCUCCUUGUACGAGUGUCAGUGUGAACGUGGUUACUACGGCGAUGGUUACGUGUGUUACACCGAAAUCAACUGUCACAUCGAGCCAACUUUGUGCGACCCACAAGCCACGUGUGUUACAGACUCGAACCGGAGGUACGUCUGUCAGUGUAACACUGGCUACGUGGGGAACGGAACCAUCUGUCGGAAGAAUCCCACCCACGAAGGCAACUUCCUGUUACUCAACCAGGGAAUGUCAACACUAAAAAUCCCAUUCGAACCCACGAAGCAAAAUUCAGGAAAACCCAUCCAGGUCAAGUACUUCCAAACUGCUGUGGGCCUGGACAUUGACUGUUACGAAGGACGGGUCUAUUGGGGUGACAUCAGCGGGAGGGCGAUCAGGAGCUCCUCCUACAACGGGAGUAACAAGAGCGACUUUAUCGUGGAAGGGAUUGGGUCACCGGAAGGACUAGCAGUUGAUUGGGUUUCAAGAAACAUUUAUUGGACCGAUUCGACCAAAGAUACAGUCGAAGUCGCGAGUAUUGAGACGAGGCGGAGGCGAGUCCUUUUCGAUUUCAAUUUAGUCAACCCGAGAGGAAUCGCCGUGCAUCCGCAACGAGGCAAAAUCUUUUGGACCGAUUGGGACCGCAAGAACCCCAAGAUCGAGUGGGCGAACGGCGACGGCUCCGGCCGCGGCAUUUUCCUGCAAGGGGAAGCCGUUUCCCUUCCCAACUCUCUCACCAUUGACUACGACACCGAACAAUUGUGUUACGCGGACGCCGGAACGAAAAAAAUCGAAUGUGUCGAUAUCGACAGCAAAAUCAGGCGCACAAUUGCCACCAACUGCACAUAUCCAUUCGGGAUAACAGUCACCGAUAAACACAUCUAUUGGUCGGACUGGAUCACGAAGAAAAUUGAACGGGCGGAGAAAAACACGCUGACACGUUUGCCGCCCCUGCAGGUUCCUCUCGGCGGCAGUGGGAACAAGUUGUUUGGGUUGGUGGCAGUGCCUCAGAGUUGUCCCCAGUUGACAAACGUGUGCCAAUAUUACAAGGACCAAUGCCCUGUCGAUCACAUUUGUCUCCCGAACGGCGCAGGAAGUCGGACUUGUGUCUGCACUUUCAAAGCCGACAGUUCUGAAACACCUUCUUGCAAAUUAUAAUUACGAUUAAUUAAGUUUGUAGUUUAGGUUUUCUACAAUAAAACACUUUUCUAAUUUAA
Messenger RNA from Tribolium castaneum (red flour beetle), 4098 nucleotides. RefSeq names its product Nidogen (gene Ndg). The transcript has 8 exons. Bases 77 to 4039 code for a protein of 1320 amino acids. The record is from RefSeq and is a predicted model, not a curated record. NCBI's taxonomy places the organism in Eukaryota, Metazoa, Arthropoda, Insecta, Coleoptera, Tenebrionidae. Gene Ontology annotation, biological process: cell-matrix adhesion. Gene Ontology annotation, molecular function: calcium ion binding.